ACGUAGGAACACUGCAGUAGCGAGACCUCGUAACGGAGCGCUCAAUCGUACGUCAGCCGAAUACUCGUAUACUUUGAUUGCGCGCCGUGCAAAGUUCACGAAUUGUCACUUCGUGCACUCGGCGCGUGCGAGUUGCGUGUCCGAAGGCCGUCGCAUAUGACGGCAGUCGAUUGAACGAGGCGAUGGAACGCGGACGUGACACGUGGAAUCCCGGACAGUGCUGAUAGCCGUACCACUGUUGAUCCUGCGGGAUUUUUAUUCUUGAUUGUCCCAACGAGGCGAAAUUGAGACACGCGAUCGAACGACUGGAGAUACGUCAUGCCCUCCAGAAGGAGCAAAGGUGGCCUCCUGGCCAGGGUGAAUUUCCCGUUAUACACCCUACAGAUGCUGACCAGUAGGCACAUCCUGGUCGGAGGCGGUGGAGGUUCCUCCAAGACUGGAGUUGCCAAUGGAUUUGAAAUCUUUGAAUUGUCGCACAACGGGGCUCAUUUCAUUGCCGAAGAAGUGACCAGGCACGAGACUGGUCCCAGUGUGGUUAUGAACUGUGCCUCGCACAACAAUGGCAAGAAGACGUGGAUAGUUGCUGGUCAGGAGAGUCAUUGUCAGCUGUACAAUGUAAACUCCAAGGUAGUGACCUCGGAGAAUGGAGAGUUGAUCAAGGGUCCGGUGGCACCGGCAGCGAACAAGGAUGGUCUCAGACAUAGGAGAAAUAGCGAAAGAGUGGAGGAAGUCCAGUCGCAAAAGGAGAGGUCGGAAGAGGUCAAGGACGAUAAUUCUAACGUGAAGAGCAAGAAGUUGCAGUUGAUACUUAAGCCUGCUGAUAGCGUGCAGACGGCUUUUGGCAACGGUGAGCCUCUGCAAAGAGUCGUCAGAGUGAGCCUACACGGGAGAAUCAUGGCCACGGGUAGCACAGACGGUAAAGUGAGAUUAUGGAAGUUCCCGCAAUUACACAAACUGUACGAUCUCGAUGCGCACGGGAAUGAGAUAGACGACAUAGACUUUAGUCCGGACAGUAGUUUAUUGGUCAGCAUCGCGAAAGACGGCAAGGCUUUCCUGUGGAGCGUGAAAGACGGCGCGAGAGACAAGGAGCUCACUUGGACACCAGCGAACGGUGCGAAAUACAUGUACAAGAGAUGUCGUUUCCGGAAAUUGGCGGAGGACAAAACGAGGACCGAUCUUUUUAUGCUCUCUAACGCCACCACGGCGAAGAAUCUUAGUUACCUUCAGCUGUGGGACGCUAACACCGGUGCUAUCGUGAAAUCCGCUUCCUACAAGGAAACGCUGUCGGCUCUGGCGGUGUCCGAUGACGGCCAUUUCGUGGCGGUCGGCACGAUGUUCUCGGGCAGCGUCGACAUAUUCGUGGCGUUCAGCCUGAGGAAGGCGCUUCACGUGCCAGGGGCGCACAGUAUGUUCGUGACCGGUCUGGAAUUCUUGCCGACGAGUCUGGAUGGCCCUGCGAUUACGAGCAACACAGAGACCGCGGUCGUCAGCAUCUCCGUGGACAACAGGAUUUGUAUACACAGCAUACCGUUCAGACACACACUGCCGUUCUGGUUUGUCAUCAUACUGAUAGCCUUAUGUAUUUGCGGAGCGUUCGUUCUCUGCAGCUACCUGGGUAUAUGACCCAUGAAAUGUGCGACCGAGGCAAUGAGGCAGGACGCCGCCUUCUCCCGGUUACGUUGCGCCUCCUAAUAAUCGUACCGAUUGAAAUGCAAACGCGACGUUCAACGCACGAUCCACUCGUACCGAGCACGGUGUCUCUCCGCUCGAGAGCUUCUCGUCACGCAGGAUAAAUUACGCAGACGUAAGGAGCGGAUGCGCGGCAUCUUUCGUUGGAACGCGCGUACAAAGCGAUCGGACGGACCGAUUCGGGCACAGUUUUCUCUGACGAACGUUUCCGUACCGCUCGAACUUGUCACAAUUGUGCCGCGUCAGGAGCGGAAGUGACGCGCGAGACGUUUGUCGUCGCGACGGAUCAUUCCGAAGAAACGCAAGUUUAUUUAUUGUAUUCUUUCCUAUCAGAUUAGAAUAUAACAACGGGUUUAAUAUCUGCACCGUUUAUUCCACUCCUGUCACGGCCGGUCCCUGCAAAGCAAUUGUGACAACUCGGCGCGUUCCCAGCGUCAUUAGAAAAAAAUGAGUCUCGACCGGGCGUGUGUGUAUGUGUGUGUGUGUGUGUGUGUGUGCAACCGAGUGUACGGUAAUUAGUUUGCGAUACAGAAGAAUGCACUUAAUUGCGCUAUCGUCAAGGCUAAUAGCAUUCUCGGGUCGUUUACUGCUCUCGACCACUCGUUAUCGAACAAUAGCUGAAUUCGUUGUUGUACACAGGCACAACUCUCGGGGGGGAAGCGGGGAGGGGGUGUCUAUCCUGGAACUGUUUGACGGGACUUUCCAUCAUGAUGAUUAUAUUUUUCAUUGAUUUUCUUAUUACGGAUGCCCGAAAUAAUCGAAGUACUAUUAACGGUGAUCUCGCGUUGCCACGAGAUCGCCGUUCGUUCCGUCGUGCAGUCACGAUGGGCCGAUUCCGGAGAAAAGAUCUGUAAUGGGAAAGAGUCUCGGUGGAUGAUAAAUGGCGCUUUCGGUCGGUCGGAAUCGCGAACGGCUUCGCGGUUUGGCUCCCCGCGAUGUGCAAUUUAGGCGACUCGACGACUCGUCGGUCGAGGUGCUACUGUGAUAAAUGGAACUUACGUCGCACCGGAGUUGCUUCCAGCUGGUUGGGGCCGCAGUAUCUUAGCACAUUGAUGUACAUAGAUUUGUGUGCUGCGAAUUUUUAGCGUUGCGAGAGAAGUUGAAUUUAGCACGGCGCGUUUACGCGCUGUCUUCCGUUUGAAUAACGGAUAUGCUCAAGUAGCUUUUUUUUUUUUCUUUCGUUACGGCGGUAAAUCGAGACGCUUCUCGUGCCGACCGUACGAUCGCGCGCCCUCUUCUCCCUUGCAUGUACCACAGACGGGCUCCUGUGACACAUUAGUCUGUAACACGUUGAUUGCAUUGAUGUAUCGGCGAAUUUCUACGUUCGUUUCUACCACACAUUACACACGUUACACGUGCUUCUGACUAUUCUCCCCACAAAAUAGGACAAACGACGAAUGAGAUAUUCGUGUCGAUUGACUCGCUGUACGGUUAGCAAUAAUUGACGCUACGUCUUGCGGAUCGAGCUCGCGAAUUUUAUUUAUAUAAGACGACGCUUUCUCCAAACUCUCUUAUACUUGGGUUUUAUCGCGCGAAUGCGCUUGUUUUACAUACGCCCCUAACGCGAAUUCGUUCCGAAUGCAAGUAUCGAAAUUUAAUCAAAUCGUUGUGUGCGUGCAUGUGUACGGAUUACCGUGAGUAACUUGGAGACCUUCCGGAGAAAUAAAACAGAUUUUUAAGCGUC
Messenger RNA from Dinoponera quadriceps, 3373 nucleotides. RefSeq names its product prolactin regulatory element-binding protein. Bases 319 to 1623 code for a protein of 434 amino acids. Gene Ontology annotation, molecular function: GTPase activator activity; guanyl-nucleotide exchange factor activity; protein binding. The record is from RefSeq and is a predicted model, not a curated record. Gene Ontology annotation, biological process: protein secretion. Lineage: Eukaryota; Metazoa; Arthropoda; Insecta; Hymenoptera; Formicidae. The transcript has 4 exons. Gene Ontology annotation, cellular component: endoplasmic reticulum membrane.